AUGGUAUUCUUCACUGGCAUUGUUCCUGUAUAUGGCGAUGGUAUUCUUCACUGGCAUUGUUCCUGUAUAUGGCGAUGGUAUUCUUCACUGGCAUUGUUCCUGUAUAUGGCGAUGGUAUUCUUCACUGGCAUUGUUCCUGUAUACGGCGAUGGUAUUCUUCACUGGCAUUGUUCCUGUAUACGGCGAUGGUAUUCUUCACUGGCAUUGUUCCUGUAUAUGGCGAUGGUAUUCUUCACUGGCAUUGUUCCUGUAUACGGCGAUGGUAUUCUUCACUGGCAUUGUUCCUGUAUAUGGCGAUGGUAUUCUUCACUGGCAUUGUUCCUGUAUAUGGCGAUGGUAUUCUUCACUGGCAUUGUUCCUGUAUAUGGCGAUGAUAUUCUUCACUGGCAUUGUUCCUGUAUAAGGCAAUGGUAUUCUUCACUGCCAUUGUUCCUGUAUACGGCGAUGGUAUUCUUCACUGGCAUUGUUCCUGUAUACAGCAAUGUUAUUCUUCACUGCUAUUGUUCCUGUAUACGGCGAUGGCAUUCUGCACUGGCAUUGUUCCUGUAUACGGCGAUGGUAUUCUUCACUGGCAUUGUUCCUGUAUACGGCGAUGGUAUUCUUCACUGA
Messenger RNA from Pelobates cultripes (western spadefoot toad), 609 nucleotides. Lineage: Eukaryota; Metazoa; Chordata; Amphibia; Anura; Pelobatidae. The record is from the annotation of a GenBank genome assembly.